AUGACUAACUGCCUUAGUUGGAAACGUUUGGAAAUGAGACAUUUGCAUGCAGCCAGGAAACUUCGAAGGCAGUGCGUGACUUUUCUCAAGAUGCUCGAGAACAAUUUUGAUUCAAUAAAUAAUACCUUUAUCGAUGUGUCAUUUCUACAGCCGGCAUCCAUUGCGGUCAACUCUGAUGAACUGAAUUCCGGUUUGGCGACAUCUAACGUCUAUUUGAUUUUAGAUUCUUUGGUUCGAUUGUUUAAAAAUAUGCUGGAUUCCAAGAUAUCUCAUGAAUUGGAUAGUCAAAACUUCGGAGUAAAAGGUGGCAUGCAUUGGUCUUUCUUUUCAGACGCAAUCUCUGCAAAUAAAUUGCGAGUGUACAAUCAAACUCUGGAAAUUGCAUGUCUCCUGUUAGAUCGUAUGAGAAGUUCUUUUGAGAACUCAUUUGGGGCGGGACAGCGACCGAAGACGGUGUCAAUGUUGAAUGGUUUCCUGAAUCUUCUUCACGGUCUUGUGCAAUUAACAUCUGUAAGAGGCCUCGUUGAAGUACGCUUAGCCAUACAACAUCACCAUCCUCGGAGGCUAUAUCGUCCAUUUUCUGGAAGCCCGGAGUUCUACGCAUUCUAUCAGUCCUCUCAGGUGGCUGUUGAAAGAGCGAUGCUCAACAUUCUCAACUCUACCAUUUUUCUUUCAAAAAAUGCAAUCAAAAUUAUCCAUCUUGAGAUGUACGUCUCCGCCUUAAUUAGUUCGGAUUAUUCAAAGAAGGUGCCAAUAAAACUUUCGUUUGAUGAAAUUUCACUACUCGGGGAAACUCCUCAUGAUAUCGAUGUUGCAGAAUCUGCGAAAACCGUCAGCCUCUUUCAAGAGGCUAUAAAUUCACCAAAACUGCAAUCAGUUCUAAGGCUUCUCCCAGCUAACAAGAGACAGGCAGUGAUUCUUAAAGCUGCUAUUAGGGCGCUCGAUGAUGACACUCUGGCUUUAAUCAUAUCGGUGAGUUUACAUGAACGGUGA
Hydatigera taeniaeformis is the source of this 993-nucleotide messenger RNA. NCBI's taxonomy places the organism in Eukaryota, Metazoa, Platyhelminthes, Cestoda, Cyclophyllidea, Taeniidae. The record is from the annotation of a GenBank genome assembly.